UUAUUUUACUUUUAUAAUGUGAUUAAAUAAAUAUUAUUAUCAAUCGUUAAAACCGCCUACAAUUUAAGAAACGCGAGAUUUCGUGGCAAACCACUCGUGCACACUAAACAACCCAAACAACGUCCCUAUUCAAUGUACAAGUUAAAUUCUUUAAAGGAAAAAACAUACUGUAGUUUUUUCCUUUCUCAAGGACAUGGUAUCAAGGACUUUAUUGGUCAGGCUUUCCUAUAUAUUGCGAGGCUUUUUGCAAAGGAGUUUUCUCAGGACACUGCUGACUUCGUCAUCCGUCUUUCAAUUUUUCCAAAGUGGAUCAUCGCAGUGCUAUUCUUUGUUAUACAAGAGUCUGUUUGUUAUACAAGAUUCUUCAAUUUUUGUAUGAAGAUUUCAGAAUCGUGCUCUGCAGGGACAACGAAUGAAGAAUUAGAGAAAAAGAAUAAAAUUAUGCCAUCUGAUCAUUCUUCGUCUAAUAAUUCGCAUUCAAUGAAGUAUCAAGGACACGGUUCUCGUCACUCAUCACGAAAAAAUAAAGGGCAAUCUGCUUCUUCAUCGCAGCAAAAGUCAUCUUCUCCUUCAGUUGACAAAAAUAGUCCACAAUAUGCAGCGUUGCAUUCACAUAUUAAAGACCAGAAAGCGGUGCCAAAAAAUAAAUUUGGCAAAUCAAAGAAGUAUCAAUCACGUGGCUCACAGUCAUCGCAAAAAAAUGGAGAUCAGACUGCAAAGAGUUCAUCAGACCAGCAAAAUACACCAGCUUUUGUAAGCAAAAGGAACAAACAAUUUGUACCUGUGCAUUCACCGAUUAAAGAAGAGAAAGUUACGACAAAAAAUAAUCCACCAUUUGGCAAAUCUAAGAAGUUUCAUGCACGUGCUUCACGCUUACAAUCGCAAAAGAAUGAAGAACAGCCUGCUUCCGACAAGCAAUCACAUUCAUCUUUUAUGGAAAGAAAAAACCAACGAUUUGCAGCCUUCAAAGAACAAAAAGCAUUGUUGAAAAAUAAUCAAGGUGGUAAAUCAAAGGCUAAGAAACAGAAUGCUGCUAAAAGUUAUGGAAGACGUGAUGAUGGUUCUGCAAAUCCAUGCUCUUCUGUAACUGGUGUCCAGUCACAUUUGAAAUAUCAAAAGUCCAGUAGUACAAAAUUUGUUUUGCAACGUAGUGAACUUCCUACCAAGCAGGAAUUUUCAUCACCAAGGAUCUCAAACAAGAAAAAGGAUUUGAAACAGAAUUUAACAGUAAUACCAACUGUAAAUUUAUUUACCAAAGACCAAAAAGCGAUCCCAAAACAGAACUCGUAUCACAAAUCAAAGAAGUAUCACGGUCGCAGUUCGCGCUUAUAUUCAAAAAAGAAUGAAGAACAGACUGCACGUCGUUGUCUAGACCGGCAAGCACCACCAUGCUAUUUUACCAAAAAGUACCGAGCAUUUAGAAGCAGACGUUUCCGUUCAAGAGAGCUUGAAGACGGGUCUGUAAGCAGUUCUUCUUCAGAGCAUAAUCAUAAGUUAACACAUUUCCCUGAUACGUUGGAAGAAUGGUUCGAACACUAUAGCGUUGCGCACAGAGAUGAACUACCUGAAAUUCUUUCAUCAAUUUUAGCUGAUUCUCCACCAUUGGUGUCGACGUUUGAGUACAAUUUUGGUAUGUCUACAUCCCAUACGGCCGAUGGCCGAAGCCAGCCCCAGCCACAGUAUCAUUUCGGUCAAGCUGCAUCCAGUCGUGCCUUUCAAUCUCGGCCGUUAUCACAGUAUUAUUUCGACCAACCUUUCACCUACUCAACCUUCCCCCGAGGAUCCCAAGCUCAGACGAUCCCACAGUAUACUUUUGGCCAAUCUACGCCGAGUCGACCUUUUCAGCAGACUACUUCAUCCCCUCAGACAGCGCCUCAGUAUUAUUUUGAAACACCUUUGUUAUACUCUUCCUUGCUACGGGGUUCACAAGCUCAGUCAGUACCACAGUAUAAUUCAACCAACACACCUCGUCAGGCUUGUCAAACUCGAUCUGUGCCUCAGUGUAGUUUCGGUUUGUCGACACCCAGCACUGUUUAUCAACUGAGUCAGCCUAUGCGACAGUAUACUUUUGGCCAGCCAACUGCCAACCGGUCGUUUAAUCAAGCCUCACAGUCUCGGCCUGUACCCCAGGUAUACUAUUUUGAUCAACCUUUUUCAUAUUCUGCAUUCCACCGGGGUUCACAAGGACAGUAUAAUUUGACUCAACCGACUGCCAAUCGCCAAGCUACUCAAUCUCAGCCAGUACCUCAGUAUUAUUUCGACCAGACUUUGCCAUAUACUACAUUACACCGGAAUUCUCAAACCCAACCCCAGAUUGUCAUAGGACCAUUGGCCAGCCAGCAGGAAAUAAAUGACUAUUAUCUCGCUUAUCCAAGUGCAUAUUACCAGAGUCAAUUACUGUCUGAAGAGCCUGAAUCAUACGAUAUGAAUCCUGAAGAUGAUGAAGAAGAUGUAGAUUUCCCUAACCUAACAGAAACUGAAAGUAUACCAUGAAAAAUUAAAAAUUCAAAUGACGUAAUUUAGAACAAUUGUUUAAAAACUAAAAUAUUUGGCAACAUAUGUAAAAAUUGGUAAUUUCGACAAAUUUUACGUGAAGAAAAGUAAAAACUGAUAUGUAAUUAA
Messenger RNA from Cimex lectularius (bed bug), 2622 nucleotides. RefSeq lists its product as uncharacterized. NCBI's taxonomy places the organism in Eukaryota, Metazoa, Arthropoda, Insecta, Hemiptera, Cimicidae. The record is from RefSeq and is a predicted model, not a curated record. The transcript is spliced from 28 exons. The coding region runs from base 133 to 2493 and encodes 786 amino acids.